Molecule: messenger RNA, 720 nt
Organism: Aureobasidium uvarum
Lineage: Eukaryota; Fungi; Ascomycota; Dothideomycetes; Dothideales; Saccotheciaceae
Source: the annotation of a GenBank genome assembly
AUGAGCCACGAUCACAGCGAGUUCACAGCUCAUAACCGUGAUACUUGGGACAGCUCAAGUCGCCUCAGCCUUGACGACCAACGCCGCUUGGUUANNGGGAGCAAACUGGGCAUCUCCCUCAAACAACGAGUGCAGACUUCUAGACUACGCAUGUGGAACCGGCAGUUAGUANNGGCACUGAACACCCACAUCACCCACGCAACAGGACUAGACAUUGCCCCCGGAAUGCUAGACCAAUACACCACUCUACUAUCCUCAUCCCACCCAUCCCUCCAUCUCACCACCGCAAUCGCAGAUUUCUGCUCCGAAACCACCGACGCCACAACCUUUGGAUCCUUCGACAUCGCAGGCGUAGCCCUAGGUUUCCACCACUUGAGCAACCCCACCCUGUGCAUCUCCAACCUAUAUUCUUGCCUCAAAAGCGGCGGUGUGCUUUUCAUCGUCGACUGGCUUCCAAAGCAAGUUUCUGCCGCCGAACAUGUUGGUCAUCAACAUUCUCACCCUGAUUCUUCCUCCACCUCUACAGACACCGAAGAGUGGAAGAAGAUGCANAAAACUAUCAAAACAAACGGCUUUACGGAACAUGAUAUGAAGGGAUUCUUUGAAGGGGCAGGGUUUGCAGAAUUUGGGUUUGUGGUUUUGGAGCAAGGGUUUUUGUUGCAGAUGAAUGGGAAGGAGGUUGAGAAGAGGGGGUUUAUUGCCAAAGGGAGGAAGGUGUAG